AUGACCUACGGCUGCUCCUCUGGAAACUUCUCCUCCCGCUCCUCUGGGGGCUGCCUGCAGUACCCAGGCUCCUCCUGUGGCUCUUCCCACCCCAGCAACCCGGUCUACACCACUCAUCUGCAAGUUCCCAUCACCUACCAACUGGACUGUCCUCUGUACAGCGGGUGUCAGGAGACCUCUGAGCCCGCCAGCUGCCAGAGGUCCUGUGUGGUGUCCGGCCCCUUCCAGACACCCUGCUACCGCCCGAAGAUCUCCACCCUGGGCAAUACCUGCCAAACAACUUUCUCAGGAUCUCUGGGCUUUGGGCCCAAGGGCUUCCAGUCUUUUGGCUGUGGCUCCCCAUCGUUGGGCUUUGGAUCUACUGGUUUCCAGUCAGUGGUCUAUGAACCCCGCACUUUCUCAUCCCUAAAUUGUGGAUCCAACUUUUACCGCCCAACCUACUUCCCUUCUAGAAGUUUCUAG
Molecule: messenger RNA, 462 nt
Organism: Fukomys damarensis (Damara mole-rat)
Lineage: Eukaryota; Metazoa; Chordata; Mammalia; Rodentia; Bathyergidae
Product: keratin-associated protein 14
Exons: 1
Coding region: 1-462 (153 amino acids)
Source: RefSeq, a predicted model, not a curated record